This is a messenger RNA of Hypoxylon fragiforme, 1627 nucleotides long. RefSeq names its product Nitroreductase. The record is from RefSeq and is a predicted model, not a curated record. Gene Ontology annotation, biological process: cellular response to oxidative stress. NCBI's taxonomy places the organism in Eukaryota, Fungi, Ascomycota, Sordariomycetes, Xylariales, Hypoxylaceae. The transcript has 2 exons. The coding region runs from base 187 to 987 and encodes 266 amino acids.
UUCUAGACUCUUCCUUCCUUCUUUGUUUGGGUGUGUUUGGGUUAGUGUGUGUUGCAAGUUCCAAUUCCCAAGUCCCAAGUCACAAGUCCCAAGUCCCAAUUCUUAAUCUUGGAAGUCACCUUCCUUGUUUUCUAUUCGCUAUUCGCACUUGCCGUUGACCAACUAUCGCAUAAUAAAUAAACUAAGAUGCGCCCGCAAAUUCUCACUUCUGCCGCCUUUUCUCUUUCUCGAUUCUCAAGUACAUCUGCCACCUCUAACCUAGCCUUUAAAUCUCUCGCUGCUGCAACCUGCCCUUCAUAUAAAUUAUUAUUCACCCCUAGUGUUUGCCAACCCGCCUACGUCUCCUCACCAGCUCAGAAACGCUUCCAGUCCAACAUGGCUACCAACGCUAACGCUUUCCUCGAGCUGGUCAAGAACCGCCGCACUUACUAUGCCCUCAACAAGGAGUUGACUGUCUCCAAGGAGCGUAUCCAGGAGAUCGUAAAGGAGGCCAUCCUACACACCCCCUCCUCUUUCAACUCUCAGUCCAACCGAAUCCUGGUUCUCUUCGGAGCCGAGCAUGACAAGCUCUGGGGAUUCGCUACCGACAUUCUCAAGGCCAUCGUACCUGCCGAUGCGUGGGAGCACACUGCUCAGCGAAUGAACAUGUUCAAGGGUGCUGCCGGAACCAUCCUAUUCUUCCACGACCAAAACGUUGUCAACGAGUACCAGGAGAAGUUUGCUAUUUACGCCGACAAGUUCCCCACCUGGGCAGCUCAGUCCGACGCCAUGAUCCAGUACGUCCUAUGGACUGCGCUUACGGCCGAGGGUCUCGGUGCCAACCUACAGCACUACAACCCCCUCGUCGAUGAGAAGGUUGCCGCCGAGUGGAACAUCCCCUCCAGCUGGAAGCUCAACGCCCAGCUUGUCUUCGGUGGCCGCGCCGGCGAAGCUGGCCCCAAGGACCAGAAGCCCAUUGAGGAGCGCCUCAAGGUUGCCGGUGCCUAAAUUCGAUACCCCAUCUGGCGUCCUCUGCUCUAGCUUGGCCAGCCAAAAAAUAUAUGGUUAGAACUUCGGAUAUGUCGUGGGCUGGUAGUAGGAGGGAUCAACCCCAACUUCUUUUAAAGCCGAAGGAGGAACCUAAAUAGAUGAGAUCGACCGAUGUUCUAGAUUUACAGACAGUCAAGGCGACUUGUUGGAUAGGCGGUUUCGUCGUUCGAUUCUGCGUUGCUCCCUGCGUUCCCUUAGACUACAUACCUCGGAAGCGGUGACAUCUACAUCUUAGACUUAUCAAAUAAACUAGUAAAACUUGACAAUACUCGAAGAGUUUGAGAAGACUGGGAAUUGUUUAUGAGCCAGUGAUUUGCAGUUUAGUAAAAAUAUCCAAGAGAUGGGGACUUGGAGUCUUGGACAUGUAGAUGUGACGUUUAGGUACACAUGCACGUGUAUAACACCAAUGGGCGUAAAGAUGAUACGUACCUAGGUACCUCAUAGUCAUCUCAGGUGAAGCUGAUGUUGAAAUUAGGUUUCUAGGCAUAAAGACUAAUUAUCUUAAAAUAAGAUAAAGUUAGAAAUGCCCCUGGAAUUGAUAAGGGGCAUUUGAGCCUCAUCCAACAUGACCAAGAAGUAAUAGAGGUACUUACUUAUA